Messenger RNA from Fusarium pseudograminearum CS3096, 7197 nucleotides. RefSeq lists its product as uncharacterized. Gene Ontology annotation, cellular component: myosin complex. Gene Ontology annotation, molecular function: cytoskeletal motor activity; ATP binding; actin filament binding. The transcript has 3 exons. The record is from RefSeq and is a predicted model, not a curated record. Bases 1 to 7197 code for a protein of 2398 amino acids. Lineage: Eukaryota; Fungi; Ascomycota; Sordariomycetes; Hypocreales; Nectriaceae.
AUGUCUUUCAACGCCAAUGGCACAGCGCAACGGCGCAGUAAUCCUUUCGCCAGGACCGCUUCUGCCUCUCCUGCUACCAGCACCAAUCCCCGACCCAAAUCCGCCAUUUUUACCUCCCCAUCAUCAACUCCAGGCAUUGUUUCAUCAUUUGGACACAACCGAACACAAUCAAAUGGAUCAGUCUCGGCGAUAAGUCGAGAGUUUUCAAGCACACAAACGAGACUCCGCAGCGACUCGAAGAGUGGAACGCCAACAUCGACGACAUUCGCUCCCUCCUUCAUCAAGGAAGAAGAGAUGAUACGAAGCCAGGACGAAGUUCAAGGCAUCGAAGGCGAGAAUGACUUUUCUGGAAAGCGUUAUGUCUGGCUUAAGGAUCCCCAGACCGCUUUCGUCCGUGGGUGGAUAGUUGAAGAGAAGGAUGGAAAUCAGCUACUUGUCCAAUGCGAUGAUGGCACACAAAGGGAAGUCGAUGCUGAGAGUGUUGAUAAAGUGAACCCCGCCAAAUUUGACAAGGCAAACGAUAUGGCCGAGUUGACGCACUUGAACGAGGCGUCUGUCGUCCACAACCUUCAUAUGCGAUAUCAAACCGACCUGAUAUACACAUACUCGGGUCUUUUCCUCGUCACCGUCAAUCCGUAUGCGACAAUCCCCAUUUACAACAACGACUACAUCAACAUGUACCGAGGACGCAGUAGAGAGGAUACGAAACCUCAUAUCUUUGCCAUGGCCGACGAGGCUUUCCGGAACCUGGUUGAGGAAGGAAAGAAUCAGAGCAUCUUGGUUACCGGAGAAUCCGGUGCAGGAAAGACUGAAAAUACGAAAAAGGUCAUUCAAUACCUUGCAGCUGUUGCUCAAGCAGACUCGUCAAUAAAAAACAAGGCUCAGCACUCUAGCCUCUCUGAACAAAUUCUACGAGCGAAUCCUAUUCUGGAAGCCUUCGGAAAUGCUCAGACUGUCCGCAAUAACAACUCUUCUCGGUUUGGCAAAUUUAUCCGAAUUGAAUUCACUCGAAACGGAGCCAUUUGCGGUGCUUAUAUUGAUUGGUACUUACUCGAGAAGUCAAGAGUUGUGCACAUCAACCAACACGAACGAAAUUACCACAUAUUUUAUCAACUUUUGACAGGAGCCAGUUCUUCGUUGAAGAGGGAGUUCUUGCUCAAUGAUCUUACUGUCAAAGAUUUCGUCUACACCCGGGAUGGACACGACAGCAUCGUGGGUGUAUCAGAUCCCAAAGAAUGGGCAUCCCUGAUGGAAGCAUUCAAUGUGAUGGGGUUCUCUGAUGACGAACAAAAAUCCAUUCUACGGACAGUGGCUGCCGUUUUACAUCUAGGAAACAUUAAUGUCGUUAAGGAGAGUCGAACUGCCGAUCAGGCACGGUUGGCUCCAGAUGCAAAAGCACAGGCUGCCAAAGUAUGUAAACUUCUUGGCGUGCCUUUGGAGCCGUUUAUGAGAGGUUUACUUCAUCCCAAGGUUAAAGCAGGCCGCGAAUGGGUGGAAAAGGUUCAAACACCUGAGCAGGUUCGACUUAGCUUGGAUGCUCUCUCCAAGGGUAUAUAUGAACGUGGUUUCGGUGACCUGGUCACCCGCAUCAACAGACAACUUGAUCGCACAGGCAUGGGUCUGGACGAUUCGCACUUUAUCGGAGUACUCGAUAUCGCUGGUUUCGAGAUUUUCGAACAGAACAGCUUCGAGCAGCUGUGCAUCAACUACACCAACGAAAAGCUACAACAGUUUUUCAACCACCACAUGUUCGUUCUUGAACAGGAAGAGUAUGCCCGUGAGCAAAUCGAAUGGAAGUUUAUCGAUUUUGGACGCGACCUCCAGCCCACAAUCGACUUGAUUGAGCUAUCGAAUCCUAUCGGUGUUUUUUCCUGUCUUGACGAGGACUGUGUUAUGCCCAAGGCUACAGAUAAAUCAUUCACGGAGAAGCUCAACUCAUUGUGGGACAAGAAGUCAACAAAAUACCGGCCCUCGCGCCUUGGACAGGGUUUCAUUCUUACCCACUACGCUGCCGAAGUCGAGUAUUCUACCGAAGGGUGGCUAGAGAAGAACAAGGACCCCCUCAACGAUAACAUCACACGCCUUCUCGCCGCUUCUACAAACGAACACGUUGCUUCCCUCUUCUCUGAUUGUGCCGAAUCUGAGGAGGACCGCGCCACUGGAAGAAGCAGAGUCAAGAGAGGUCUAUUCCGGACAGUCGCUCAAAAGCACAAGGAGCAUCUACACAGUCUCAUGUCGCAACUGCACUUAACACACCCUCACUUUGUUCGAUGUAUACUUCCUAACCACAAGAAGAAGCCUAAGGAAUUCAACAACCUUCUUGUUCUCGAUCAGCUACGAUGUAACGGUGUUUUAGAGGGUAUCAGAAUCGCACGAACAGGCUUCCCCAACAGACUUCCCUUUGCGGAGUUUAGACAACGAUAUGAGGUUCUUUGCCAGAAUAUGCCCAAGGGUUAUCUCGAAGGACAAGCGGCGGCAAGUCUCAUGCUUGAAAAGCUUGGACUUGAUCGUUCUUUGUACCGAGUCGGUUUGACCAAGGUCUUCUUCCGAGCUGGUGUUCUCGCCGAGCUCGAAGAGCAACGCGAUGCCCUCAUUACUCAGAUCAUGUCCAGAUUCCAGUCAGUGGCUCGAGGAUUUGUUCAAAGACGAGCGGCCUACAAGAGGCUGUUCCGAACAGAGGCCACUCGAAUCAUUCAGAGGAACUUCAAUGUUUAUCUGGACUUGGCAGAAAACCCUUGGUGGCAGCUGAUUGUCAAGAUGAAGCCUCUCCUUGGCACAACUCGUACAGCCACAGAAGUCAAGCGAAGAGACGCCAUGAUCAAGGAAUUAAACGACAAGAUGCAAGUGGAAUCCGAGAACCGUCUAAAGUUGGAGGAAGAACGACGCAACUGUCAUGCGGAGAUGGUUCGAAUCCAGCAGACCUUGGAGAGCGAACGCGCGCUCGCUUUGGACAAGGAGGAAAUCUUUAAGCGGCUGCAACUUCGAGAAGCAGAGCUUGAGGAGAAGCUUGCAGGUGCAAUUGAAGAUCAAGAGAGGUUAGAAGACGAGUUGGACGAUCUCCUGAAUGCCAAGAACCGCGCCGAGCGGGACGUCGAAACCUUCCGUUCUCAACUCGAACAAGCUGCUACCCUGAUCGCCAAGCUUGAGGAGGAAAAGAACGGGCUAAGCACUAAGAUCACCGAACUUGAGAAGUCAAUCACCGAGAUGACGCAGAAGCAAGCUGAGCGCAGUGAGCAAGAAGUCUUACUCCAAGACGAGAUCAAGAUGCUUCAGAGCCAGUUAGCCGUGAAGGAAAGAAAGGCUCAAGAUCUGGAAAACAAGCUCGUUAAGCUUGACCAGGACCUGGAAUUGAAGCUUCACAUCGCCCAGAGGGAUCUUCAAGCAAUGAAACUUCGUGAGACUCAACUGUCUCAGGAGAAUGAUGACAUCCAACAACAGCUCAACGAACUCUCCAAGACGGCUACUGAAUACGAAGAUCUUGUACGUCAAAAAGAGAGUGAGCUCUCCCUUCUACGAACCGAUAAUAAAAACUUCGAGAGCGAACGUCAAUCUCUGGAGGAUCAAAGGAAAUCGUUGACCGCCGAGAAAGAGAAGAAUGCCGAGAAGUACCAUGAAGCGCAAGCUGAGUUAGUGGCAAUGAAGUCGCGACAGGCUCAACUCGAGCGUGAGGCCGAGGACGCCAAAAACCUCCUGGAAGCACGUCUGUCAGAGGAUGCCCAAGCUGACCAGAACCGCCAAGUUCUUGAGUCACAAACUAAAGAUCUCAAAGAUGAGCUUUAUAAAACGCAGAUGGAAUUGAGUCGUGAGCGUCAGUCCCGAGAUGAUGUCCAACUGCUUGGCGAGCACCGCUAUCAAGAGUUGAAGGAUGAGUUUGACCGUGUGAACGAAUCCAAAAUUAUCAUAGAGAAAGAAAUGUACGCUCAGCAAGACACCUUACGAAGAACAUUGGAGGCUCGGACGACGGCCGAAAAGGAACGGGAUGAGGCAAGACAAGAAAUCCGGCGCCUUCGCGUAGCCAAAACCCAGGCUGAGGAAGCGAGAAUGCAAGCCGAAGUUGCUGGAGAACGACAGGCUUCCAAAGCAGCUCAAGACCGUGAGAAUAGCCUUCGCAAGGACCUCGAUGCGGCCCAAGAACGACUUCAUUGGUUCGACGGGGAGUGUGCUAAGCUCAACCACCAGAUUGAGGACCUCAACAAACUCAUUCUCGAAUCAGGCGAAUUUGGUUUGAAGAACGACCAGGCCAAAGAAAGACUCGAGCAGGAAUUGACGACUGUCAAGAGCCGCCUAACAGCAUCGGAGAACGACAACCGAGCUCUGCUGAACAAGUUGCAACAGAAAGGCCUAGAGAUAGCGCGCUCUAGUUCGCGUGCAAGCGAGGCCUCUCGAGGUCAGAUUCAGUCCCUGCAGCGCGAAAAAGCACGACUGGAAGAGCAAAACACAAAGUUGAACAAACAGCUGGGUGAUUCUCAGCUCGCCAUUGCUUCACUGGAGAAGAGGGCCGAGAAACUCCAGCUCAACUUAGAAGAUCUCAGCCAUGAGGUUGCUCGAGAAGUCAAAUCAAGCAGAAAUGCCGAAAAGGCGACGUCCACCUUCACUGCACAGCUGGCUGAAGCCAAUCGAACCAUCGAGUCGGAGCGACAACUUCGAACUCAAGCUCAGACUACAGUUCGUACCCUUCAGUCGUCCGUUGAUUCGAGGGACAAGGAGAUCAACGAGCUGCGCGCUCAGAUGCUUGAAGUUCUCAGGACAGUUGACCCAGAGGUCCACAUCCCUCCCCAGUCUGAUGGAACUGAUGAGAAAGUGCUUAUUCAAAACUUCGAUCUCGUCAGAAAGGUUGAAGAACUUCAGCAAAAUCUUCGUGUGCAAACAGCGGCUCGAACAAACGCCGAGAAUCAACUUACUGAAAUGAGAGCUUCUCGCAACGAAUCCCCGACCAGACCUAAGCUCGAGGAGAUUCAACUCAAUGAGGCGCCCUUCCAAGGAUCACCGACCCAAAGAAGGACAACCAAGCUUCACGCUUUUAAUCAUUCCAACACUUCGACCCCCACACGUCGCUUCCAAGAGCCCGACCACCUUCAAGACUCGACACGUUCUGACCGGACCAUUGACACUCUCAACUUCAACAAUCGCAUGGAUCUGAAGGCUGAGGUUGAGGAACUUCAGAACCAACUUCAACUCAAGGAAAUGCAAAACCGUCAUCUCCAGAGUCAAAUUGACCGUGGUACACCUAUGCCAGAGAAUCACGAUGAAAGUCCCUCUUUGCGCCGCAUUCAAAAGCUUGAGAUGGUCAACACCCGUCUUCAUGAGAUGCUUGAUGACUCGAACAAAAAGGUGUCUGCUCUGGAGCGCACGAUUCGAUCCGGUCAAUUGUCGUUGCGGGAUGUCCAAACUCGAACCCAUGAAGAAAUUCUGGAAGUGCUCAACAGCCAGGAGGAUUCUCGACGCGCCUUGGUUCAUAGCCAUAAGGAUGCAGUGGCGGAGUUGACAGAUAUUAAAGGCCAUUUCGAAAGACUGCGACACGAUCGCGCCAAGGCAGAAGUCGAGCUCCGUGAUGUUAAGUCUGACUUGGAAGAGAUGACCCUGGCACGAGAACAAGAGGCGCAAAGCCGAAACCAGCUUCUCCAGGAAUUCGCAGACCUCCAGAUUCGACUCGACGCAGAAACUUCCAAGUUUAUUGACGUUGCUUCCAGUUUGGAGAUGUACAGGAGCCGAGCAGACGAGUACUUCAGCAAACUCGAGCAGGCAGAAAUUGCCGUCCUCAAGGCCAGUCGCGCCGAGCAAUUUGCCAGGUCGCAAGCCAGGGAGGCCGAGGAUACAUACGUGGAGAUUAUGGCCGAGCGUGAGAAGAUGGAUGCCACCAUCGAGGAUCUCCAGCGUCAAAACCAGCACCUUGAAGAGAAGGUGGAAGAUGUAUCAACUGACUUGGCCGCUGCCACUCAAGCUAAAAAGCGACUUCAGCAUGAGCUUGAGGACUACCGAAACCAACGGGCUAUAGAUAUUGAGGACAAGGAGUCAAGCAUGGAGCAGACUCGUAAGAAGUAUCAGGCUGAGUUUGCCACUUUAACCAACGAGCUGGAUCUCGCCCGUGAGGAGAAGCUCUUCAAACAAGCCGAGAUUGCCCGACUUCGGGAGGAGCUCGAUGAGCUGAGGUCUAAGUGGGAUGAUGAAGUUCUCAAUAGCUCGACUUGGUGCAAGGAGAAGGCUCGAUUAGAGUCAACUUUGGCUGAUGUUGCUUCUUCUCGAGACGAAGCGGUGAACGCACACAACGAAGCUCAAGGCAAGGUUGUGACUCUGUUGUCGCAAGUUCGCAGUCUUCGCUCUUCUGUGGAUGAGAUCGCCGCAGAGCGCGACCAUCUCAUUCGAGAGAAGCGCAAUGUUGAGGCACGUCUGGAGGAGGCCAAAUCUGGCCUGGAGGAUCUUGUCAAGGGAGAGAGUCCAUCUCUGCGCAAUGCUGCCAACAUGGACAAGGAGAUCCUGGAUCUUAAAUCAAACCUCGCCCAGCAAGAAGACAUUGCGGCAGCGGCCGUGGAGAAGAUGCGCCGCGCAGAAUCUCUUGUAGCUGAGGUUCAAAAAGACGUCAUGGUUGAGCGCGAGAACAGCAUUAAAUUGCAGCAACAAAAGGCAUCGCUCGAGAAGGUUCUCAACGAAGCUCAGCUCAAACUUGUCGAUCUUGAGACGAAGGGAUACUCAAGCGCCAGCCAAGAUGUCAAGUUCCUUCAUAAGCGUAUCCAAGAGCUCGAAUCCCAACUCGAAGACCAGGAGACUGAGCGUAGUAAGUCGCAGCGCUCCGUUCGGAAUGUGGAUCGAAUCGUGAAGGAUAUGCAAGGUCAAAUUGAUCGCAAAGACAAACAAAAUAUGCAGCUCUCCGAUGAUGUCUCAAGGAUGCGCGACAAGGUCGAGAAGCUUCUGAAGACAAUCGAGGAGCUGCAGUCAUCCGAAUCCAACAACCAGUUAUCAGCUCGACGCGCUGAGCGGGAGCUAAGGGAGGAGAAGGAGAGGGCUAUCCGGAUGGAGCGUGAACUGGCAGGCCUCAAGAGCCUCCGCAACGACAAGGGGUCAGGCAGCGUCAUGGGUAGUGUCCGCAGUCGCAUGGGCCCCUGGCGGGUCAGCGAGGGUGAUGAUGCAUCCAUGAUUGAUGUCCCUGGAAGGAAGAGUAGCCUUAGUAGGGUUCCCAGUUUUACAAAGGGAUUCCUGUAA